This is a messenger RNA of Plectropomus leopardus (leopard coralgrouper), 828 nucleotides long. Its product is annotated as E3 ubiquitin-protein ligase RNF170. Lineage: Eukaryota; Metazoa; Chordata; Actinopteri; Perciformes; Serranidae. Gene Ontology annotation, molecular function: metal ion binding; ubiquitin protein ligase activity. The record is from RefSeq and is a predicted model, not a curated record.
CUUCCUUCUCGGAGACAGUGACUACCUGUCAGCUGCUGUUUCUGACUCAAUAUGCUGCGCUGCCACAGCUCCCAGUCCAGAGUGGACCAUCUCCCCUCUGAAGACCCAGCGGGUCACAGUCACCUCGGGUCAAACAGAUCUCCGGUGUGCACACCCGAGCAGUCUGCAUCACCGUUAAUGAGCCGCCACAAGGAACCUACACAGUCAUGUCUUUCCACAAGCCGAGACUUGCACUGUCCAGUCUGCCUGCAGACAGCCAGUUUCCCAGUCCAGACGAACUGUGGCCAUUUAUUUUGUGCUCCCUGUCUGAUCGCCUAUUGGCGGCAUGGCUCCUGGUUGGAUGCCAUCAGCUGCCCUCUCUGCAGACAGAAGGUCAGCGUGCUGUGUAACCUAUUUAACGAGAGCCGAUCAGACCGUCAGUCAAAGGAAGUUCUUGGGGAAAUCACAGACUACAACAAACGUUAUUCUGGAGCCCCGCGAAGGGUAACAGACUACCUGUGUGACGCGCCUCUUCUCCUGCAGUUACUGGCCCGUGGUCUGGGUACUAUGGGAGGACUUGUGUGGUUGUUUUUCUUCAGGGUGGCCCUGUGCUGUGUGGGGACUGUUGUGUCCAUCUCCUCCCCUCCUCUGGACCCUGUCUCCUCCUCAUCAACUCCCCUGGAAACAGACCCAUCCCUGUGUGGCCUCCUGGGGGUCCUUGACGACCUGGUGGUUGUCAUCCUGCUCCUUAUCUGUGUUAUCAACAUCAACCAGCAAAUGACACCAGAGAGAGAAGGACGCUCUGCAAACGCUGCAACCUCACAGGGAGUUAUGGGGAAUUCACUGUAG